Messenger RNA from Hippocampus zosterae (dwarf seahorse), 4540 nucleotides. It is a transcript of the gene grm2a, whose product is annotated as glutamate receptor, metabotropic 2a. The record is from RefSeq and is a predicted model, not a curated record. The transcript is spliced from 5 exons. The coding region runs from base 1442 to 4201 and encodes 919 amino acids. Gene Ontology annotation, cellular component: membrane. NCBI's taxonomy places the organism in Eukaryota, Metazoa, Chordata, Actinopteri, Syngnathiformes, Syngnathidae. Gene Ontology annotation, biological process: G protein-coupled glutamate receptor signaling pathway; regulation of synaptic transmission, glutamatergic. Gene Ontology annotation, molecular function: group II metabotropic glutamate receptor activity.
UCAAGGCAAAAGUCAACACAUUUUAAAAAAUCAUCCGAAAUCUCACAUCCGGGGCACCGUUGCACUGUAUGUCUUCACCAUAUAAGCCACGCAUGCUUUGCACCCUGCAUGCCCUUCACCUUCAGGUCGUCCAUAUGAAUGUCUGCCCUACUUAUCCUCCAGACCUGUCCUCACUAUACGUCCUCAAUAAUCACUUCACUAUAUGUCGCCACCCAAUAUCUUCUACAUGAAGUGUCCUCUUGGCGUGUCCUCCUCACAGCAUGUCCUCCACAAUUGAGUCCGUGCAGUCCAGCCUGAGGCUAAACAUGAAAGUCAGUCUGGGAGAGGCGCUGAUGACAUAGUGGGCCAACAAGUGAUUUAAUUAAUCGUGAAACCCACUGGGCCGUUUUCGAGCUUCCAGUGCACGGAGAUGAUUGCCUCCCUGCGAUGUUAAAUAUUAAUCUCAUGAGAUCUCUGGUGGAGAAGGAGAAAUUUCAGAGUGUCACAUUUUUCGAGCUUUGUUUUUGGCAGGAGGGGGAGACGCGCGACCCCCGCGCGCACCUCGGCCAACUGGGACUGACCUCACAAUGUCACGAGAUGUGUCACAACGCGUUUGUGGAGCCCAAAUUAAAAAUGAGUAUUCUCUAAAGAGACAUUUUUGGGCACAAAUAGGAGGUGGGGUGGGUGGAAGGCGACUCGCAGAGCUUCUCUACUCGCAUUUGGAUGGUGUGUUCGGAGCUUUAAAUGUUCCACCACAACCUAGUUCGCACUUAGAAUGAUGAUCUCUCCACUGCAUCAACCUUGCUGCCGGGCGCGCUCAUCUGCAGUCCGGCUCGCAUUUGUCUAAAAGAUCAAUUCGGCAGCUUGCGGAGUAACAGGUGCAAUUUCCCAGUUUGCGCAAUAAAACUGGUCAAUUCCCCAAGUCGUGCGUUAUUUAUUUCAAAAGGCUCUUUCCCUCCCCUCGCUGUCGGAUCAUUAAGUGGGCGUCGAUUGCGCUGCGAGUCGAGGGUGAAAUGUGACUUCGGGAGGCUGCAGGAGCUUGGGGCGGCUCUCGUCUGCAGCACCACGGACAGCGGCAACAACCAGGCGCGCCUUUUUCUCUUCCUCUCAACUUGGCCCGCCUUCCUUCCUUUGCACCUUUUCAUUCGCUCCGCACGUCCGAGAGCGCUCCGGAGGAUGUCCACCGCCUCAGCGCUGCUCGUCCUGUCCGCUCGAAGCUGAGGAAACCCGCACAGGCUGUAAUCUCCAAAAAGCACAGAAGAGGAGGCCCGGCUCGAGGAUCACACUGAUGCUUUCAAUGGCUUCUGUCAGAAUAAAAACACCGCUGCUGUGAGAUCCGGUGCUGCGUCCUCACUGUGUUUUUCUUCAGAGGCGGCAACAAUCAAAACUGAUCAAACGCUGACCUAAAAAAAUAAAAUAAAAUAAAUACAGUUAGGAGGAGGACCUCGCUCUGCCCAGGGAUAUGUCAUUGGGGAACUCCCCGUUGCCGGGGGUGCGCCCUGUGCCCCGACCCCUCUGGCUGUCCCGCAUUCUCCUAUUGCUCAUCAGCGUGACUCUCUUUGCCCAGGCUCCCCGGGGUUUGCCUGUGGUCGGUUACAACACGGACUCCAAAAAGGAGAUCACCCUGGAAGGAGAUCUGAUGAUCGGCGGUCUCUUCCCCGUGCACCAGAAAGGCGAGGCCACAGAGGAUUGCGGGAAGAUCAACGCUCAGCGAGGAAUCCAACGACUGGAGGCCAUGUUGCUCGCUCUCGAUGAAAUCAACAGGGAUGAGCGCAUCUUGCCCGGGAUUCGUUUAGGAGCUCAUAUCCUGGACACGUGCUCUAAGGACACUUACGCUCUGGAGCAGUCUCUUGAGUUUGUCAGGGCUUCUCUCACCAAAGUGGACGACAGUGAGUACACGUGCCCCGAUGGAUCCUACGCCAUCCAUGAUGAAGUCCCCUUGGCCAUCUCUGGAGUUAUUGGGGGGUCUUACAGCGAUGUUUCUAUUCAGGUGGCCAACUUGCUGCGACUCUUUCAGAUCCCUCAGAUCAGUUAUGCCUCCACCAGUGCCAAACUCAGUGACAAGACUCGGUAUGACUACUUCGCCCGCACCGUACCCCCCGAUUUCUUCCAGGCCAAGGCGAUGGCAGAAAUCCUCCGUUACUUCAACUGGACGUAUGUAUCGACAGUGGCGUCGGAAGGUGACUACGGCGAGACGGGCAUCGACGCCUUUCAGCAGGAGGCUCGAGCCCGCCACAUCUGCAUCGCCACGUCGGCCAAGGUGAGCCGUUCCAUGAGCCGCUGGAGCUAUGAGAACGUGAUCCGCUCCCUGCAGCAGAAGUCCAACGCCAAGGUGGUCAUCCUGUUUACUCGCAGCGAAGAUGCCCGCGAGCUUCUGGUGGCGGCCAACCGCAUGAACGUCUCUUUCACUUGGGUGGCCAGUGACGGUUGGGGAGCGCAGGAGAGCGUGGUGCGGGGCAGUGAAGCCGUCGCAGAUGGAGCCUUCACCAUUGAGCUGGCCUCCUAUCCCAUCCCCCGUUUUAAUGACUACUUCACGGCUCUCCAUCCGUACAACAACAGCAGGAAUCCGUGGUUCAGGGAGUUCUGGGAGAACCAGUUCCAGUGCAGCCUUCACGAUUUAAGUUGUGGCAAGCACUCGCUGCGUGAGGCGCCGUUUCAACCCGAGUCCAAGAUUAUGUUUGUGGUCAACGCAGUGUACGCCAUGGCCACUGCGUUACACAACAUGAGGCAGGCCUUGUGCCCCAACUCCACCAAGGUCUGCGAUGCACUUAAGCCUGGCAACGGCAGGAAAUUUUACAGGGACUAUAUUCUCAAGACCAAGCUGGACGCGCCGUUUCGUCCACCUGAUACAGAUAACGUUGUCCGCUUUGACGCUUUCGGGGACAGCUUCGGCCGCUACAACAUUUUCCACUACCACAAGGCAGGUGGACGCUACAGCUAUCGCAAAGUCGGGUACUGGGGUCAGAGUCUGAUCCUGAACACAAGCCUGAUCCCCUGGGCUAACGGAGCGCCCACUUCCCAGUGUAGCGACCCCUGCAGGAAGAACGAGGUGAAGAGUAUGCAGCCCGGAGACGUGUGCUGCUGGAUCUGCAUCCCAUGCCAGUCUCACCAAUACUUGCACGAUGAGUUCACGUGUGCCGACUGCAGCUUUGGACGGUGGCCUCUGGCUAAUCUGACAGGUUGCUAUGACCUACCUGAGGAGUACAUCCGCUGGGAAGAUGCCUGGGCCAUUGGACCCGUCAGCAUUUCCUGCCUGGGCAUGAUGUGCACUCUAUUCGUCAUCGGCCUCUUCCUCAAACACAACGAGACCCCCGUGGUGAAAGCCAGCGGACGUGAGCUCUCCUACAUUCUCUUGCUGGGAGUGCUGAUGUGCUAUUCAAUGACUUUCAUCUACAUCGCCAAACCUUCCACGGCGGUUUGCACACUGCGCCGCCUGGGCUUGGGAACCUCCUUCGCCGUGUGCUACUCAGCCCUCCUGACCAAGACCAAUCGCAUUGCUCGGAUCUUCAACGGGGUCAAGGGCGGUGCCCAGCGACCUCGAUUUAUCAGCCCGGCCUCACAGGUCGCCAUCUGCGGAGGUCUGAUUUCCUGCCAGCUGGUCGUGGUGGUGGUCUGGCUUCUCAUCGAAGCUCCGGGAGUGAGAAAGGAAGUGAGCCCGGAGAAGAGAGAUGUCGUCACCCUCAAGUGUAACAGCAAAGACUCCAGCAUGCUCGUGUCUCUCACCUACAACUGCGUCCUUAUCAUCCUCUGCACGGUGUACGCCUUCAAGACCCGCAAGUGCCCCGAAAAUUUUAACGAAGCCAAGUUCAUUGGCUUCACCAUGUAUACAACCUGCAUCAUCUGGCUGGCUUUUCAGCCUAUUUUCUACGUCACUGCCAGUGACUACAGGGUGCAGACCACUACUAUGUGCAUCUCGGUCAGUCUGAGCGGGUCGGUUGUCCUGGGUUGCCUCUUUGCUCCGAAAGUCCACAUCAUUCUGUUCCAGCCACAGAAGAAUGUCAGCACUCUUCGGGUGGCCACCACUCGCUUCAGCGUCACCACUGGACCGGGCUCCAGUUUCUCUCAAGGUAUGUGGCACACUUGUUGGCAGAGAGGACAGACUAGCCAUGUGUCAACGUACAUAUCUGUACUUCUGCAUGUCUUUGCAGCAUCAGCGUCCAACGUCGUUCCAACGGUGUGUAACGGGCGAGAGGUGGUGGACUCCACGACGUCUUCCUUGUGAAGAUGAGCUGAGUAACUCUGCCAAGCGUUGUAAACACAAUUAUAUAACCACUAGUCCUCAAACAGGUGUCUGAGAUAUUCAAGAGGACAGUUGUCCUGACUUUGUUGUCCUCAAAGUGCUGUGAGUACAAUGUCCCAAUUAUUUUCUUCUGUUUUUCAAUUCAAAUAAAUGACCAAGUGAAAUCAUGCCAAUAAAGGUUACAUGGAGUCUUGCCCUCGUUUUUACUGCAACAAUGAUCGUGAAUCUGUUAAAUGUAUUAUAUACGGGAUGUUUUUCAUGUAGAUUUCUGGUGAACAGUUUGUGCUUUCUUGUAAUUUAUGUAAAUAAAAUGUGGGUUUU